Rotaria sp. Silwood1 is the source of this 2777-nucleotide messenger RNA. NCBI's taxonomy places the organism in Eukaryota, Metazoa, Rotifera, Eurotatoria, Philodinida, Philodinidae. The record is from the annotation of a GenBank genome assembly.
AUGGCUCGCCAAUCAACAAUUUGGUGCGCACAUCCUACUCGACAUCAGAAUUGUUCAAAAGUUGGUCGUAAAGUUACGCAUCCAAAAGGUAGACGUGUUGUUUCAAAGCAACUUGCUCAAUACAUACAAAAAUAUUAUCGUCGUGGUAUUGGAAAGUCAAAGCUGACAACACGAGAAGGUGAUUUCCUGUGUACCGGUUGUUAUGAUUUUGAAUGUAAGAAGAUGAAUCAAAAAUAUAUAUCAACACAAGAACAAGGUGUUGUUGAAAAUCAACUUGAACUUGAAGCAAAGGAAUUGUCAUGUUCAUCUAAUCCAAGGGAAGAACAACCUGAUAAUGAAGAUGAAGCAUUGUCCGGUACAACUUCGUCGAAUGUUUCGACGGAACAAUUAUAUUAUAAACAGGAAGUCGUAGACUUAUUGAACAAUAUUUUUGAAUUAUUGAAUAUAGAACUAAUUGCCGAUGUACGUCAUCGUGAUAAACUACGUGCAAAAAUAAACCAAGUGAAUGUUAAACUUUAUGAUCUAUGUGACAAUAUUUUGGAUUUGAAAGCAUCAUCGAACUCGAAUAGUAUUAAUCUCUUCUCAUCUGGCAUUACACUACACGAUUGUCAAACAUUAAUUGAUGGUCUCAAACAAUUAUUUUUCAUUAGUAAUAAUGAACAACAAAUACAACUGCUAACGAUCGCACCAUUAGAUUGGGGUCGAAAAAAGAUCGAAUAUUUUUUCAACUGUACCGAGCAUCAAGCGAAAGAGGCUAUCAUAUUAAGAUAUUUAUAUGGUGUGUUGGCUCGACCUACUUAUUUCAGUGGUAAUAAACCACUUUCCAAAAACAUUAUUGAUCAAGUUCUAAAUUUUUACGAAGAUGGUAGAAUUAGCCGACAGUCAUCAAACAAAAAAGAUAAAAUCAAGGUGAAUGGUGAAGAUAAAAUAUUUCGGUUUAUGGACAUGUGUGUUGGAGAUGCGUAUUUAAUUUUCAAAAAUGAAUUUCCAACUAUCUCGAUUAGUCAUUCGAAAUUCUUUGCUCUUAGACCCAAAUGGGUGAAAAUUAAUUGUCCCAAUCAAGGUUGUCUUUGUAUUUAUCAUGAAAACUUUCACUUAUUGCUUGAGGCAUGGAACAAUCGAAAUAAAACCAGCUGGAAUUUACAACAAAUUAUUGAUUCGAUUUUGUGUACCUCACCAAUGGAAGCAUGUCACACAAGAGAAUGUGAUGAUUGUGGAGAUCGAUUACCAAGUUGUAUCAUUCAGCCAACAUGUAAAGGUGAUAUUGAUGAUGAAGAUAAUGAAAUUCGAUGGUUUAACUGGGUUCGAGUGUCAGGAAAAGUUAGUUUGCAGGAAAUAUCUGGAAAUAUUGCAACAUUAUUAGGUAAAAUUGAUGAACAAUGGCCGGUUAUCUUACACCAUCAUUAUGUUAAAGAACAACAAAAACAAUAUAUAAAUGAAAUUAAGAAGAAAUCCAACGAUAAAGAUUAUGUUGUUAUUACUUGUGAUUUUGCAGAGAAUUACACUUUAGUUGCUCAACGUGAAGUUCAAUCAGCACACUGGAAUCAACAACAAGUAGCUAUAUUUACCAUUCAUGUAAAAAUUGGUGAUUCUCAUCUGAACAUCGCUGGAAUCAGCGACUAUCUAAACCACGACACAGUGUUUGUGCACUGUUGUCAACAAAAAAUUAUUACAAUAAUCAAAGAUAAAUUUCCAUUGGUUCAGAAAAUAAUUUAUGUUUCUGAUGGUGCAGCAAUGCACUUUAAAAAUAAGUACAACGUGUAUAAUCUCUCUUGUCACAAAGAAGAAUUCGGUAUAGAAGCUGAGUGGCUAUUUUCGGCAGCCGGACACGGCAAAACUGCUUGCGAUGGUUAGUUAAUUACCCUUUGGAUUUCUAUUUAUGCUUUUAUUUUUCAACUAUAUUUUAAAUCCUACGUUGAUAAUGUUUGUAUAGUACGAAUGACUUGAAAAAUUUGACCUUUUCAGUCCAUGAUAUUUCAAGCAAUAUUAAAACGGGGCAGGAACUAAGUAUACUAGUAUGUAAGUUAAUGUUAGUACUUUAGUAAAUGAGUGAUAGGUAUACUCCCAAAUUCUGCAUAAGUGAGAAAUAUUGGUCACAACAUGGGGUAUUUUCACUAUAGGUUAGUAGGGUGUCCCCAUAUACAUCAUGCUAUUUCACAAUGAAGAUGUUUCGAAGGAAUGUUUCCUAUAUCGUUAGAGAGACAGCAGAUGUAUAUAUAAAAUCUAACUGGAAUCGAUCAUCAAUCAUUAAGAUUUUAUGUCUAGCCAUAUACAUCAAAAUAGGCCAUUUUUGCUGUUUUUUCAUUUUUUGCAAAAUCUUGCAUCGGGCUCCAGUGUAUAAUAACGAUGUGAAUGGGACGAUCUGUUGAUGAUUACAAUCUAUGAACUAAGUACUUCAUAAACAUAUACAAAGCUCGACUCGAUGAUCACGCUUAGGUAAAAAAAUUGGUACGUCAAAAUUGAAAAAUAUCAUCAAUACCAUAUAGGAUGGAAUUUUAUGGCAUGAAAAAAACUAUGAUGCCGAUGAGUUAGGAAGGUGAUGUUUUCACCAUAUAGUUAGGGUAGUGAGAGCUUCAAUCACUGAAAGUUUCAGCUUGAUCAGUGAAGGUCACUGCAUAUGUGGGAGAUUUCCGGUGGAACUACCCAUAUAUAUACCAUCGGUCGUCACAGGAUUAAAGUGGGUAUAUUACCAAAGUGGGCAGUGAUCAUUUUUGGUUUUUUGCUCAUAAAAUCAUCUUCGUGUCUCUAAGCAAUUAUUUCUACUUGAAAUACAAAGC